AUGGAAAAGAAAGAAGCAGCCAAGAAGCAAGCUGAACUGGACAAGAUCGAACAAGCACGACAAGAGAGGAUCGCGGAACUAGAAAGACCACCACCGGACAAAAUAGACGGAUGGCGUACGCAUGCCUGGGCUUUAGUCCUACCAGGCUUCAAGGGAGUCGAGGAACCUUUUUUCAUAGAGCCCAGCGAAGGCAAACGCUACUUUGUGGACGCUGAACAGUAUCAACAACUGGAUUCUGUUUAUAAUAACGAGAAUUACUACGUAAACCUACAGUCUUGUUCGAACGGCCUGGGCUCUCUCAACUACGAACUCAGCGAUCUAAGCUGCUGGGAACAUCUCCUGGCCGGUGAACCCUUUCACAGACGCCAGCUCGUCGGUGUUGAUUACACGGACAAAGCAUCUGCUGUGUUAACGGAGAAACACCUGGACGUUCCCGCGAGUUGGGUCGAGAAACUUGAUAUCAGUGCUGACGAAUUCGAGCAACGCUACCCGGGCAGCCACAAAGUGAUCCACUACAAAAAGGUGUUAUUAGAAAAAUUCUCACCGUAUUCCCAAAACGACGGAAUUGUGAAAAGAAUUAAGAUAUUUGAAGACUACGCCUUAAGCGUACCCUUGCUCACUUACGAAUGGUACAAGAACAGAGUGGACAAGAUGGAGACCGCGCGAAUUGAUCAUGUGAAGAAAGAUGUACGGGAAACUUUCGCAAUUGGUAGAAAUGAUCAUUUGUUAAAGCACGAGUAUUCUAUGGAUGCACCGAUGACGUCAGUGGAGGGAGUCCGUACUCUACAUUUUAACUACUACCCGCGACUCGACCACCUCACGAAGCUUGUGUGUACAGCUCUGACGUUUGAUGAGUACUACACUGAUAGAAGUGACAGACUCCAAUCAAGGCAGAUAUUAUAUACAGGGGCAACUAAAGCAAAGCCUAAACGUCAAAUUAAAGAUGUAACAGAGACGUAUGGCAGGAACUCGGAUAUUCCAGCGAAAGAAGACGUUUGGAAGAGGAUCUUUCACAUGCAAGACAACACGAUAGACCUUCUAUAUCACUAUGACUACAACUUCAUCACGAACGAUACGAGGAGCUUUAUUAAGCCAAAUUUGGCUGAAACCGGUGGCAAGAUUCUAUUCUAUCCCGACAAGACUUCAGGUUACAUUGCCGACCCAUGCGCCAAACUACCCCGGCCGCUAGACAUCUAUUACACACUCUGUGAGAACAUGGAAUGGGAGGAUUGUACGAACAAGCAUAUAAGGGAUAGGGAAUCCGAAGUCACUGAAUAUUUACAGCAAAGGCACAAAGAACUAACCGAGCCUCAGCUCUACGUCGCACUUUUUGAUACUGAGAGGAACGAAGAAGCUAAAAAGGGCUGGAAGGAGCAGGAAACCCAAAAAGUUGAAAUAACAGAGCGCGAGAAAGAAGCAGAGAUCGACCCGUUGGCACCGUACUUGGCACGUAUGUUCGGUUCGGGACACGGUUCGGGAACGCCGUUAACGCACAAAGAAGCAAGCCUCGUUAGAGAACAGUGCAUAAACGACUUCAAAUCAAAGCAACUGGCGAGACAAAAUCUUAUUCAAGAAAGAUACGACAAGCUCAACGCUGAAUAUAAGGCUAAACGUCUGUGGUACCUGGCGAAUCAAUUCAUCCUGACCCCUCAAAAAGAAACAGCCUAUUUUGCUACAAGUGCUGAAUUGGCGUUCCGAGUCCACUCCCUAGAAGUCAGGCUCACCAGGCACAGGGAUCUUUCUGGACCGAGGUUCAGGGCACUGGUGGAGUAUCUAGACAAACAUCCACUGCUCAAAGAAUAUAACCGGAUGAGGAAUUCUUAUUCGAACGAUGACAAAUAA
Messenger RNA from Parnassius apollo (apollo), 1842 nucleotides. The record is from the annotation of a GenBank genome assembly. Lineage: Eukaryota; Metazoa; Arthropoda; Insecta; Lepidoptera; Papilionidae.